AUGGCCAACUCCUCAUUGGACAAGUAUCACACCACCUUCAGCGAGAGCGGUCUGAUCCAAGCGGUUGUAAUGGCUAGACCUCGCCGGCAUCUCAUCCUAUGCGCGCUAGUCCCGAUCAAAGCCGAAGGCUACACUGCUUGGCAUCCAGGUCUCACUACAAAACCCCUGCCUCGCCAAUACACCUCUUUGGCUUCUCAACCACACCCUCAUCCUCAUGUUACUUCAUCGCAUCGUCGGUUCCAGAACCCUCCUUCGACCGAGCGCGCUUGUGCGCCGGAGUGGAGCUACGCCUUACCCUCUGUCGUUAGAAGACGUCGGAUCCAGACCGAUUCCCUGCCACCAUCCGCCCACCAGGAGAUUCUCAAUGGGCAAAGGCUGCGCCGCCCUAAAAGUCCCGUCCUUACCAUCUACCAGCCGCAGCUGACGUGGGUUGGCUCUAUCCUCAGUCGGUUCACUGGGACUGGGCUUGCUGUCCUUCUCUACGGAUCCGCACUCGUAUACCUUGUCGCCCCGGACACGUUCUCUUCUGCACAAGUCAUUGACUUCAUCUCUACGCUGCCCGACGCCGUCAAGUACGCCGGUAAGGUCGUGCUCGCCACCCCGUUCGCGUAUCACUCCCUAUGCGGCGUCCGGCACAUUGCGUGGGACGUUGGCAAGUUUUUGAGUCUGCGCGGGGCAUACGGGACGGGGUACGCCGUGAUUGCGGGGACGGUGAUAAGCACCGUGGUGAUGGUGUUGAGGUGA
Molecule: messenger RNA, 744 nt
Organism: Dichomitus squalens LYAD-421 SS1
Lineage: Eukaryota; Fungi; Basidiomycota; Agaricomycetes; Polyporales; Polyporaceae
Exons: 5
Coding region: 1-744 (247 amino acids)
Biological process (GO): mitochondrial electron transport, succinate to ubiquinone; tricarboxylic acid cycle
Cellular component (GO): membrane
Molecular function (GO): electron transfer activity; succinate dehydrogenase activity
Source: RefSeq, a predicted model, not a curated record